Molecule: messenger RNA, 2694 nt
Organism: Trichoplax adhaerens
Lineage: Eukaryota; Metazoa; Placozoa; Uniplacotomia; Trichoplacea; Trichoplacidae
Exons: 36
Coding region: 1-2694 (897 amino acids)
Biological process (GO): DNA repair
Molecular function (GO): DNA polymerase binding
Source: RefSeq, a predicted model, not a curated record
AUGAAUAGCAGCUCUUUUUUGCUAAAAUGUUUUGCUGAAGGAAACCAAGAUGCAGUACUGAAAUCCGUUAACUGCUUAAAUGAGAAACAGCUCUGCAACUUGAUUGAUGGACAUCAUCCACAGACAUGUGAACUUAUGCAAGUUAUUCUUAAAGCUCUAAUAACUGAUAAGAAUGAAGGAUUCCAAAAACAUGACUUUGUAGUAAAACAUUGUGUAUCGUUGAUCAAUGAAGGACAGAUGCCACAGAAGGUACUUGCUGGAAUGGUUAGUUACCUAUUGGUACAGAGUCUUGCUUUAAUUUCUGAGCCCUUCCGAAUAUUCCUGCUAUUCAAAUCAGAUAUUUGCACUGCAAUGAGUGGACCUCAAUAUAAAGCUUACAUAUUGAAUAAAUUAUGCUCUAGCAGAUGGCAUGCCAGCUGCAUAGUAUCUAUGGCAUCGAUGUUUCGAGGUAUUGAUAUGAGUGAAGAAGAACUACGUGUGGUAGUGGAGAAGAUGAUACUGACGUUACCUAGCAUUGAUAUUUUGGAAUUGCCUCCCUUGGUAUAUCAGUUGCUUUUAAUGUCAAAUCAGGGCUUCAAGAGGACUAUUUUAGCUGGUAUCAUCUCAUAUAUGACAAGCUUAAACUUACAAAUCCGAAAAGAACAGGAAGCAUCAAACGAAAUUGUGGCUAUUUCUGAUAAACAAUUACAACCGUUAGAAGGGACUGUAAUUUUACACAUGACCUACGCAAUUAAGCAAGACCAAGAUCUUGGAAAAGAGCUUAUAAAAUAUUUUAAGGAAAAUUCAAAUACUUCAUCGUCAUUCCGUUUAGCUUUAUCCCUAGCCGUUGCCCGUAUAAGUCGCUUUCACGAUUUGAUUUUUGAUAUUUUGAAAUCAAGUAUCAUCAAAGCCUACAAAGAUAACGAACGUUUUAAUUCGUGUCGAUGGUUAAGAGAUUCUUCACGUACACCUCUGACGAUUGAAAAAGCAACGCUCAAAGUGAUCGAAAAUAGUUCGCUUGGAUGGGAUCAAGUCACUCAGGGAAUGUUAGAACUUGGAUUCAUUCUUGUUGAUGGUUUUUUAGUUAAAAUACAGCCAGCACAAUUGCAAGUCUCCCGGUUAGGAACUACUAUUAUACUAAAAUGCUUUAAGGUUCAUGACGCGAUGAGGGAAGAAAUAUUAGAACAAAUUAUAAAUCGGAUAAUUUCCAAAGGAAUAGCUACAGUUACAAAUUAUAUUGGUAGAUCAAUUGAAGCUCGUAAAAUAGCUGCAUUUGGUAUGACUGUUCUACUGAAAGCGUAUAAGGUACAUAUUCACAGCCAGACCGGUAGCAAGCUCAAUCAUAAGUGGGUAAAAUCAGAAAUUUUAAGACAUUUGCAGCGUUGCUUGUCACAUCAGGCGUCUGUUAAAGAGAUAUUGUAUAAAGGUUUUUAUCAGACUGUUUCUAUCGCUACAGAGCUACAAAAACUCGUUUACAAUAUUCUGAUGAAGCAAGACAAAGAGGCUGACUUUUCUCCAGUUACAGCUGCAGGAUGUAGAAAUCUAAUUCUUUGUAAAUUGAUUGCCAAUCUUUAUGAGGUUUUAAUUGAGUUUAUGUUAAGAAAAAACGAUUUUGCCAUAGGCGAUUGCGAAGACGCCACACGAUUAUUUGAGAGAUAUUCUCGGAUAACUCAGAUUUUACGAGAAAACGGAAACAAUCCUCACGUACGUUCAGUAAAAUCUAAAUAUAGAUUGGAAACCAUGAUAUCAUUUAGUUGCGUUUCGACGUUAAUUCGGAUUAUAUUUGGGUUGGAAGUUGUAGCGCUGAUCAUAUGGAGAUAUUUCAAUAUUGCCAAACAGUCGGGAGGUAUCUUGGAUGAACAAAUUAACAAUCAAGAUGAGAUGAUUUACGCCCUGGUGGCCUUUUUUCAAAAAUUAAUAAAUUCAGCCCUCACUGCCGGUGCUGAAUUUAAGCAGGCACACAUCGCAAUGACCAUCAUUCUAUCCCUAUUGCAGCAUCUUGGUGAAUCAGGGCUCAAACAACUAUUAACUGUAUCAAUAGACAUUCACGGACAACUCGGCGAUGUUGAAGAAGUCAUACUGUCAUCUCAAUUGGAAGCUGCAAUGGAAAACAUUGAUUGGCUAGUUUCCAAUCUGAAUGCAUUGAUCUUCGAUGAUGAUAUCGGUGAGGCGGAGUUCUCAAGGACUUAUAGUGAGAUGGAAGCGACCGUAUGCUCAAGGUUAACUAUGGUAGCGCAAUGUUUGCAGGAAAUCAUAGAAUCAGCUAUUCCGACAAAGACAUGCACUGAAUGUUCCGUUAAAGGUGUGACGCGAUUGUAUACCAGUAUGACCUUCCUUGUCAAGCAUUAUAUGCAGUUAUUUAUGCGAAGACGUGUCACUGUCUCUGAAAGAUUCGAAAAUUUGGUAAAACUGUCUGGAUUGCAAGUAACACCUAAGGCAGUACGAGAAUCACGUGUUAUUCCGAAUUUAAUUUAUGCUAUUGAAAUGUACGAAGCUCAUCUCAUUCGUUUGGAGGCGAAAUUGCAAGUAAACCUGAUGCAAUAUUUCAAGCGGAGUACAUCUCGCGACUUUAAAAUUCAUGGAGCUACCUUACAGACUAUAAUCGACGAUGAUAGUGACGACUCAUAUGAAGUUCCAAUGGAAUAUAAUUAUAUAAUUCAGCAAUUAUCCUUCAAUUACUUCAUGUUUGUAACGGCUUUGGAUAUUUACUUAUAA